This is a messenger RNA of Closterium sp. NIES-65, 1167 nucleotides long. Lineage: Eukaryota; Viridiplantae; Streptophyta; Zygnematophyceae; Desmidiales; Closteriaceae. The record is from the annotation of a GenBank genome assembly.
AUGGGAAUCAAGGGCUACCAGCCCAUCGCGAAUCUCCCCGGCACGGCGACAUCAUUGGACGAAGAGUCGCUCGCUGCAGCGGUGGAAGCGGCGGCCAAUGAGAAGAAGCCACGUCAUAUCAGGCAGCUGGAACAAGAACGGCUGAGCGUGGAGGAACUGAGCGAGCUGGAGAGAAUGCGGGCCAAUGGGAGCCUGCCGUGGACUGAUGAGGUGGUGGCGGCGCUUGACAGGGAGACGGGUCGUCGCAGCGGCGAAGAUGGCGCCAGGGGUGGGGGGAAGAGAAGGAGCAAUAUUCGAUUCAUGAUGUGGCGCGAUGAUACUGGCGCGCAUCACUCAGCGUUCAUUAAGGCGCGCGACGGCAAGGAGCAAGGGAGGGGCAGCAGCGGGUUCAUCGACCGACUGGAGCUCGACGGCUCGCCGGUGGCCCCGCCUCUGUCCGAAGGAUCUUUCGUUGCUGGCAGCGGCGGGUUCAAGCUGCUUCUGGCGGAGACGCGGAGCUGCAAGGGGAAGGACGAGGAUGAGUUUCAUCUCACGAUCGACGGCCUGGUGGACAUGGGCAUCUUAGCGCGUUUGGCGCAUCCACUCAUGCAGACGGCUACGGAGGCCCAGGCGCAUUUCAAUGUGCACAUCGCCCGACUCAAUGUGAGCAACAUUCUGAUUGUUUGCUAUGUGUUGGCUGUGCUUUGCCUGGGCGGUGCUGCCAUGAUAGCUGUCCUGGUACAGUACCGUUUUUGUCAUUUUGUCCCAUGCAACGUCUUCCCUUCACCCUCUCCCCCCUCUCCCCCUUCCUGUCGUUCCCUCUCUCUCCCCCGUGUGCAGCACACAAGCGGCAUUCACGGCGUGCUGGGUCAGACCUUCACCCAUCUCCCCCCUUCCUGUCGUUCCCUCCUUCCCUCUUCAUUUCUACAGCACACGAGCGGCAUUCACGGCGUGCUGGGUCAGACCUUCCGAGCCGAGGAAUCCCGCAAGGUGCGCUCGCUGCGGUACCGCCUGCUGACCCGCCUGCUGCGCGAGCCGGUGGAGGUGGAGAGUGAGAGUGGCAGGGGAUUCCUGGAUGGGCGCACGGAGGACUACAUCACCUCAGAUAUUCACUCCGCGGAUUGCAUGUAUGCCGCUGCGUGGCGUAGGGGGGAACAUGAAAGCAGCGAUGGAAGCGAUGUCAUGUGA